UUAACAUUUUCUCCUUCUCUCUCCUCUUCUUCAUUCUCCGCCUCUUUUGACCCAGUCACUCAAUUUUUCUCCCUUUUCUUAUUUCCCCCAAACUUUUCUUUUUCCUUUCAAAAACACCCAAAAUCAAAUCAAUUUCAAGAACUUCUCACAAUCGGAACCAAAUUUCUCCAGUUUUUCUUCUCAAUUCUUCUUCCGCCUCUAAAUUUAGCGGAUCCAGCUGCUAAAUUUAGAGGGAAAAUUGAACAAAAUUAAAUUAAAUUGAAUCAGUGAGUAGAAAAGUUGAGGGAGAGUAAAAAAAAAUUCAAUUAGGGUUUUGAAAGAUGAUGAUAUCUAGAGGCUUGUUCGGGUGGUCGCCACCGCAUAUACAGCCGUUAACGCCGGUAUCGGAGGUUUCCGAGCCACCGGAGUCGCCGUCGCCUUACUUAGACACGAGUGCUGAGGCGGCGGCGGCUGCAGCUGCUAUGGCGCAGGCGGAGGCGGAGGCGGAAGAGAUGGAGGAGGCGGAGGAGAUGGAACCGCCGCCGGCAGCUGUUCCGUUCUCGAGAUUGUUUGCUUGUGCUGAUAAUCUUGAUUGGGGGUUGAUGAUAGUUGGUUCGGUUGCUGCUGCUGCUCAUGGAACUGCUCUUGUUGUUUACUUGCAUUAUUUUGCUAAGAUUAUUCAGGUUAUGAAGGUUCCACCUGAUGAGCAAUUUGAUCGGUUUAAAGAUCUUGCUUUUACUAUUGUUUACAUAGCCAUUGGUGUUUUCGCAGCUGGUUGGGUUGAGGUAUCAUGCUGGAUUUUAACUGGAGAACGUCAGACUGCUGUUAUCAGGUCAAACUAUGUUCAUGUAUUACUUAAUCAGGACAUGAGCUUUUUUGACACAUAUGGGAACAAUGGUGACAUAGUAAGUCAAGUAUUGAGUGAUGUGCUGCUUAUUCAGUCUGCUCUUAGUGAAAAGGUGGGAAACUAUAUUCAUAACAUGGCAACAUUUUUUAGUGGUCUUGUUAUUGGAUUUGUCAACUGCUGGCAGAUUGCGCUUAUAACAUUAGCCACUGGUCCUUUCAUUGUUGCUGCUGGAGGCAUUUCAAAUAUAUUCCUUCACAGACUUGCUGAGAGUAUUCAAGAUGCCUAUGCGGAAGCUGCUAGUAUAGCCGAACAGGCGGUCUCUUAUAUUAGGACCUUGUAUGCAUUCACAAAUGAAACUUUGGCAAAGUAUUCUUAUGCAACUUCACUACAAGCAACUCUGAGAUAUGGUAUUUUGAUUAGUCUUGUGCAAGGACUUGGGCUUGGGUUUACAUAUGGGCUGGCAAUAUGUUCUUGUGCAUUGCAACUAUGGGUUGGAAGAUUCCUUGUAACUCACCAAAAAGCUCAUGGUGGGGAAAUCAUAACUGCACUGUUUGCUGUAAUUCUGAGCGGCCUUGGGCUGAAUCAAGCAGCAACGAACUUCUAUUCAUUUGACCAAGGAAGAAUUGCUGCUUAUAGGCUUUAUGAGAUGAUAAGCCGAUCGUCCUCCACAGUCAAUCAAGAUGGGAACACUCUAGUCUCAGUGCAAGGAAAUAUCGAGUUUCGGAAUGUUUAUUUUAGCUAUCUGUCUCGUCCUGAGAUUCCCAUCUUAAGUGGGUUUUACCUUACUGUACCUGCUAAAAAAGCUGUGGCACUUGUUGGAAGAAAUGGCUCUGGAAAAAGUAGCAUUAUCCCCCUCAUGGAGCGGUUUUAUGACCCUACUUUGGGAGAAGUACUUUUAGAUGGAGAGAACAUUAAAAACCUGAAAUUGGAAUGGCUCAGAAGCCUAAUAGGACUAGUUACCCAGGAGCCUGCCUUGCUAAGUUUGAGUAUAAGAGAUAAUAUUGCUUAUGGACGAGAUGCUACUUUGGAUCAGAUUGAAGAAGCUGCCAAAAUAGCACAUGCACAUACAUUCAUCAGCUCACUUGAGAGAGGCUAUGAAACACAGGUGGGUAGAGCUGGUCUAUCAUUGACAGAGGAACAGAAAAUUAAACUUUCUAUUGCUAGAGCGGUGCUUUUGAAUCCAACGAUUCUUCUACUUGAUGAGGUCACCGGUGGACUUGAUUUUGAAGCUGAACGAGCUGUUCAGGAGGCUCUAGAUCUUCUCAUGUUGGGACGAUCCACCAUAAUUAUUGCUCGGCGUCUUAGUCUUAUUAGGAAUGCUGAUUAUAUAGCUGUAAUGGAGGAAGGUCAGCUUGUUGAAAUGGGAACACACGAUGAAUUGCUGAACUUAGAUGGUCUAUAUGCAGAGCUUCUCAAAUGUGAAGAAGCGGCAAAACUUCCAAGGAGGAUGCCAGCUAGAAACUACAUGGAGACUGCUGCAUUCCAAAUUGAAAAGGAUUCUUCUGCUGGUCACAGCUUCCAAGAACCUUCUUCCCCCAAAAUGAUGAAAUCACCCUCUCUUCAAAGAGUUCCUUGUGUAUCACGGCCUCUAGAUGGUAACUUCAACUCUCAAGAAUCGCCAAAAGUUCCAAGUCCGCCACCGGAGAAUAUGAUGGAAAAUGGUCUCCCCCUUCAUGGAACUGAGAAGGAACCGUCCAUAAGAAGACAAGAUAGUUUUGAAAUGCGACUACCAGAGUUACCCAAGAUUGAUGUCCACUGUACUCAACGACAAAAAUCAAACGGAUCAGAUCCUGAAUCACCUGUAUCGCCUCUUUUGAUUUCUGAUCCCAAAAAUGAGCGCUCUCACUCACAGACUUUUAGUCGACCCCAUAGUCACUCAGAUGAUAUCCCAACUAAAUUCAAGGAUGCAAAGGACACCAAGAAUCGGGAAGCGCCUUCAUUUUGGAGGCUUGCAGAGCUUAGUUUUGCAGAGUGGCUAUAUGCUGUGCUAGGAAGCAUUGGUGCUGCUAUAUUUGGAUCCUUCAAUCCACUACUUGCUUAUGUUAUUGCAUUGAUAGUGACUGCCUAUUAUAGGCCCGAUCGCCAUCACUUGCAGGAGGAUGUAGACAAGUGGUGCUUGAUAAUUGCUUGCAUGGGUGUAGUAACUGUAAUUGCAAACUUCUUGCAACAUUUCUAUUUUGGUAUUAUGGGUGAAAAAAUGACUGAGCGAGUCCGGCGAAUGAUGUUCUCAGCAAUGCUGCGUAAUGAAGCUGGAUGGUUUGAUGAAGAGGAUAACAGUGCCGACACAUUAUCCAUGCGGUUGGCAAAUGAUGCUACGUUUGUGCGAGCGGCUUUUAGCAACCGACUUUCAAUAUUUAUACAGGACAGUGCUGCUGUUCUCGUGGCUGUUAUCAUUGGCAUGUUCCUUGAAUACCGAUUGGCUCUUGUGGCACUGGGAACAAUACCAGUUCUCAUGAUAUCUGCAAUUGCACAGAAGCUGUGGCUUGCUGGAUUUUCAAGAGGCAUACAGGAGAUGCACAGGAAAGCAUCAUUGGUUCUUGAGGAUGCUGUUAGAAACAUCUACACUGUUGUAGCAUUCUGUGCUGGUAAUAAAGUGAUGGAGCUCUACAGGCUACAACUGAAGAAAAUUUUCAAGCAAAGUUUCUUACAUGGAAUGGUCAUUGGUUUUGGGUUUGGCUUCUCACAGUUUCUUCUAUUUGCUUGUAAUGCCCUACUUCUGUGGUACACCGCAUAUUGUGUAAAUAAAAACUAUGUGGAGCUCCCUACGGCUAUCAAAGAGUAUAUGGUUUUCUCGUUUGCAACUUUUGCAUUAGUUGAGCCUUUUGGAUUGGCUCCAUAUAUUCUCAAACGGCGGAAAUCUCUCAUUUCAGUUUUUGAAAUUAUAGAUAGAGUACCCAAGAUUGACCCAGAUGAGAAUUCAGCAUUGAAGCCCCCUAAUGUCUAUGGGAGCAUCGAGUUAAAAAAUGUUGACUUCUGUUAUCCUACUCGCCCAGAAGUCUUGGUGUUGAGCAACUUCAGUCUUAAAGUUAAUGGUGGACAAACUAUAGCUGUGGUAGGAGUUUCAGGGUCUGGUAAGAGCACUAUUAUCUCUUUAAUGGAGAGAUUUUACGAUCCAGUUGCUGGUCAGGUUCUACUCGAUGGACGAGAUUUGAAACUUUACAAUUUGAGAUGGCUAAGGAGCCAUCUAGGUCUUGUUCAGCAAGAACCUAUUAUAUUCUCAACAACAAUUAGAGAAAAUAUCAUAUAUGCUAGGCACAAUGCUAGUGAAGCCGAGAUGAAAGAGGCUGCGAGAAUAGCAAAUGCUCAUCAUUUUAUUAGCAGCCUACCUCACGGUUAUGACACGCAUGUGGGAAUGAGGGGUGUAGACCUGACACCUGGACAGAAACAGAGAAUUGCAAUUGCACGAGUAGUACUGAAGAACGCACCCAUCUUGUUAUUGGAUGAAGCGAGUUCGUCGAUUGAGUCGGAAUCUAGUAGGGUUGUGCAAGAGGCUCUGGAUACACUGAUUAUGGGAAACAAAACAACCAUUCUGAUAGCUCAUAGAGCUGCAAUGAUGAGGCAUGUUGACAAUAUUGUUGUUCUAAAUGGUGGCCGGAUCGUAGAGGAAGGGACCCACGAUACAUUGCUGGCGAAAAAUGGUUUGUACGUCAGAUUGAUGCAACCCCAUUUCGGGAAGGGUUUGAGACAGCAUCGACUCUUAUAGGUUGGAUGUGACAUUUGGGUUCAAUUCUGUUGAUACCCUUCGGAAUUUGUAAAGUAUAUCCCAGAGCAGGCAAGUGCAACUGAGAACAAUGAUGAGGCUUGUAACAAUAUUCUUAUGUGCAAAUGUGCAAAUGGCGGCAGCGACAGUUAUAUUCUUUGAAUGUAGGGUGUAGAAAUAGGUACUUCGGAGCUUUGGUUGGCCAUUGAGGACAUGCUCUCAGGGCUGGAUAUAUUCUUUAUGGAGACAAGCAUAUAUCGUCUUGUUGUCUUCAUGGCGUAUUGAUUUGUUCAUUGAUCAGAAAUCGGAUUGGCGAGGAGGUAAUUCUAGCCCUAACGAGAUGUGCUAUUUGGGUUUUGUCUUCUCUUUCUCCCUUUGAUUUGCUAGAUAGUUUCUUCUUUUGGGUUUUUUUCGGGUUUCUUAUGGAUUAAUGUAACUUGGACAAAGCUUGGAUGAUGAAUGUGUUCCAUACUGUAAAUUUUUGCAUUUGUGAAAAACAUUAGGAAGUUUUAGAAGAGGAAAAAAGAGGUGGAGGGCAUUUGUUGUAAUCUUCCUUUGUAAAUAACCACGUGGAUAAUUUAUUUAGCUUUUAACUUUUGCCAAUCUUAA
Mercurialis annua (annual mercury) is the source of this 5135-nucleotide messenger RNA. RefSeq names its product ABC transporter B family member 6. Gene Ontology annotation, cellular component: membrane. Lineage: Eukaryota; Viridiplantae; Streptophyta; Magnoliopsida; Malpighiales; Euphorbiaceae. Gene Ontology annotation, biological process: transmembrane transport. Gene Ontology annotation, molecular function: ATP binding; ATP hydrolysis activity; ABC-type transporter activity. The record is from RefSeq and is a predicted model, not a curated record. The transcript is spliced from 11 exons. Bases 321 to 4529 code for a protein of 1402 amino acids.